AUGGGUGAAGCAGUGGUGGGCUUGAUUGGCAUGGGCGACAUGGGAAAGAUGUACGCUCGCCGCCUUAGUGAGGCCGGAUGGAGAGUACACGCCUGUGACCUUCCAGACAAGUAUGAUCUGUUGGUUGAAGAAUUCAAGGACAGCGUACGAAAUAUACUGUAUAUAGCCCGUGUAAUACACAACAUCUUGCUGAGGCUUUCAGCANNGGAAAACGUAACGGUUUUCAAGAACGGCCACCACGUCUCGCGUAGCAGUGACUAUAUCAUCUACUCUGUUGAAGCAAAGAACAUUGACGCUGUUGUCGCCGCCUAUGGCCCGUGUCUGUUACCUCUGUUACACUCCCACUCAUGCCUGUCAUUCAUACUGACAUGUCUGGCCUACAGCNNUACCAAGAUGGGCGCCAUUGUCGGCGGCCAAACCUCCUGUAAAGCUCCAGAGAUGGCGGCGUUCGAGAAACACCUCCCCUCCGACGUCGAGAUCGUCUCUUGUCACUCCCUCCACGGUCCCGGCGUGAAUCCCAAAGGUCAACCUCUGGUCCUAAUCCAACACCGCGCCUCAGAUGCCAGCUACAAUCUCGUCUCCAAGAUUCUAUCUUGCUUUGAGAGCAAGCAUGUCAAACUCACAGCCGAAGCCCACGACCGCAUUACUGCAGAUACACAAGCCGUCACCCAUGCCGCAUUCCUAUCCAUGGGUACCGCAUGGGCAGCCAACAACCAAUUUCCCUGGGAAAUGCCACGCUAUGUUGGCGGCAUUGAGAACGUAAAGAUCAACAUCACCCUACGCAUUUACGCCAACAAAUGGCACGUGUACGCCGGUCUAGCAAUCUUGAACCCAGCUGCCAAACGCCAGAUCAAGCAAUACGCUGAAUCUGUUACCGAGCUGUUCAAACUGAUGCUAGGAGGCCACAAGCAAGAGUUGAGAGAGCGCAUUGAAUGUGCCCGUAAAGCUGUGUUUGGCAAUGCCGAUGGUAGCAAAGGACAUGAAUUGCUAUUGCAAGACGACCUGCUUGAUCAAUUCAGUCUAGGCGAGAAACCUGCUGCUAGCGAGCGUGUCAAGAACAACCACUUGAGUUUGCUAGCGAUGGUGGAUUGUUGGUGGAAGCUGGGGAUUGUGCCUUAUGACCAUAUGAUUUGCUCGACACCGCUCUUCCGUCUUUGGCUGGGAAUCACAGAAUACCUCUUCCGCAACGAAGAGUUGUUGGACGAAGUCAUCGACACCGCAAUCAACGACAACACCUUCCGUCGCGAUGAUCUCGAAUUCACGUUCGCCGCCAGAGACUGGUCCGAACGUGUCUCCUUCGGUAACAUGGACGGUUACCGCAGCAAAUUCGAAAAGAUCCAAGCUUACUUUGCUCCUCGCUUCCCCGAAGCCACUCGCGUGGGCAACGAGAUGAUCAAGACUAUUGAGGAGAGCCUUAGACAGAGAAAGGGCGAUGGGGACAACUGA
This is a messenger RNA of Aureobasidium musti, 1446 nucleotides long. The record is from the annotation of a GenBank genome assembly. Lineage: Eukaryota; Fungi; Ascomycota; Dothideomycetes; Dothideales; Saccotheciaceae.